AUGCAAGUGGAUUCUGUAGUUUACCUUGUUGAUGCAUACGACAAAGAGAGAUUUGCAGAGGCCAAAAAGGAGCUGGAUGCCCUCCUUUCAGACGAUUCACUUGCAAAUGUCCCGUUUCUCAUACUUGGGAACAAGAUUGACAUACCCUAUGUUGCCUCAGAGGAUGAGUUGAGAUAUUACUUGGGUUUGACUGGUGUUACUACCGGUAAGGGUAAUGUUGACCUCGCUGACUCAAAUGUCCGUCCUAUUGAGGUCUUCAUGUGCAGUAUCGUGCGCAAGAUGGGAUAUGGUGAUGGCUUUAAGUGGCUUUCCCAAUACAUUAAGUAG
This is a messenger RNA of Camellia sinensis, 327 nucleotides long. The record is from RefSeq and is a predicted model, not a curated record. NCBI's taxonomy places the organism in Eukaryota, Viridiplantae, Streptophyta, Magnoliopsida, Ericales, Theaceae.